AUGUGGUCCCCUCACACUAAGAAGAAUAUUAGAAAAUUGGAGAGGGUGCAAAGGGCAGCCACAAAGUUAGUACCGGAACUGAAGGAUUUGACUUACGAGGAGCGGUUGAGAAAACUGGAAAUUCCAACACUUGAAAGUAGGAGAGAAAGGGGAGACUUGAUAGGUAUUUAUAAAAUGGUGAAUAACCUGGAUAAAGUGGAUGGAGACUUUUUAAGCCUGGAAACAAGGGCUACAAGGGGACAUGGGAAGAAAUUGAAGAAGGUCCAGUGUAUAAGAGACAUUAAGAAGUACAGUUUCCCUCAUAGAGCUGUGGACACCUGGAAUGGAUUAGAUAUAGACAUCGUAAAUGCAGUCAGUGUUCACAGUUUCAAAGCUAAGCUGGACGAAACAAGGUAUAAAGACGGGUUAAUAUGA
This is a messenger RNA of Portunus trituberculatus (swimming crab), 414 nucleotides long. RefSeq lists its product as uncharacterized. The coding region runs from base 1 to 414 and encodes 137 amino acids. The record is from RefSeq and is a predicted model, not a curated record. The transcript has a single exon. Lineage: Eukaryota; Metazoa; Arthropoda; Malacostraca; Decapoda; Portunidae.